AUGAUUCCUCGGUUUGUAGUGCACCUGCCUUGGCGGACAAUGCUGAUUGUGCUGCUGUUUCAAUUCGAACGUGAUUUGGCUGGCUUCAGUGUGCGGAGACAAAAGCCUUUAAGACUAGUCAAGAAGGAGGCCGGGCUAUCUCAUACCAAGAAAGUCGACAUCAGCGACCGACCCCUCAGCAAAGACGGCAAGCUUCUCCUCUCCAAAAUCACAGAAGCUGGGUCUAGGGGCGACUGGUGGCAAGUUCAAAAGCUGUUUGCUGGCUAUGCCGGAACGGAGUUGCCAAUAUUUCAUGCUGUCAUGCAACAUGCUUUCAACCUUGAGCAGAUUCGAGCUGGUGCUGAGGUCUAUAGAAAGCUUUGUGCGAUGAAGAUUCCACAGAACGCACCAACUUUCUCGAUUGGUCUUAAAAUCUUUGCACGACUUGGGCUGAGGGAUGACGUCGAGGAUAUAUGGAAGAAGGCAAGAGCAACAUGUGAACUGGACGAGUAUCUCGCCGGAGCACGUAUUUUUGCGGCUGCAGCACACGGGGAUGUGCCAACUGCAGCAAGCAUUUUGGAUGAAAUGAACAAGACGGGUGUUCAAAAAAGUGUUUGGCAUAUCAACUCUGCGAUUCGAGCCUGCUGGGAAGCCGAAGGCAAGAAUGACAAUGCUGCUGAUUUCUUGUUUCAGUAUCUACGCUCCCUUGGACUCGAGCCAGAUGAUAUCACUUACACAUGUCUAAUCGGAGCCUAUUCUGAUGCCAGCUUGCAGAAGAUACAGGCAGCAUACCAGGAAAUGAAAAUUCGCGGAAUUAUGCCAACCACGGCCUUAUUGAAACCUACUUGGUGA
Molecule: messenger RNA, 831 nt
Organism: Symbiodinium sp. CCMP2456
Lineage: Eukaryota; Dinophyceae; Suessiales; Symbiodiniaceae
Source: the annotation of a GenBank genome assembly